Messenger RNA from Linum tenue, 2299 nucleotides. The record is from the annotation of a GenBank genome assembly. Lineage: Eukaryota; Viridiplantae; Streptophyta; Magnoliopsida; Malpighiales; Linaceae.
GGAAGGUAGCGACGGAAAACAAAACACGAAACAAAGAAAAUCCCUUUCCCUCCGCCGGCGCGAUUUCGGUACGACUAGAGUCCACAUUCCGGCGAAUUCCUCGAAUUCUUAGCUUCCUAACGUUAUCAAGUUCCCAGUUUGUAGUGUCGCCUGACGAAGGGGAAGAGACCUAGGGAUUCUUUUCCCCCAUCCGAAGAAGUGAGGACCGAAGCCGCCGUUGGUCGAAGCUCCGUUUCCAGCUCUCGAAUCUUCUCUGGCUCCAGUGAUUUGGGGGUAGUACUGUGCUUGUUGAAUAAAAAGUCAUGAACGUAGAAAUCGACCACUACAAGGUUUUGGGGCUGCCUUCCGGAGAGGAAGGGUCAAAGCUCACCGAGAAGGAGAUAUCCAAGGCAUACAAGUUCAAAGCUUUGGAAUUGCACCCAGAUAAGAGGCCUGACGAUCCAAAUGCGCAGGAAAACUUCCAGAAACUGAAAUCUUCCUAUGAGAUUCUUAAAGAUGAGAAGGCUCGAAAGCUGUUCGAUGAUCUGCUACGAGUUAAGCGAGAGCAGGAAGCCAGAAGGUCUCAGCAGGAUUCGAAGCGUAGAAAGAUGGUCUCGGACCUUGAGGAUAGAGAACGGGCGGCUUUUGCUCCUGACCCUGCAGCUAAGGCUCGUGCUGAAGAGGAGAGGAUUGUCAGGAAGCUGAAGGAGGAGAUUGAGAGGAUAAAGGCUAUGCACUCAAGUAAAGGAGGACAGGCAGCUGCAGCUUCAGAAUCGAAGAGGAAGGAGAGAGAAGCAUCAGCUAAGGGGGGUGGGGUUGAUUUGGACAAGGGGAAAAUGCUUAAGGUGUCUUGGGAGAAAGUGGGUGUGGGUUAUACUGCAGAAAGGUUGAGAGAGAUAUUUUCCAGGUUUGGUGAAGUUGAAGACCUUGUCAUCAAGGGCUCCAAGAAGAAAUGCUCGGCCCUUGUUGUUAUGGCUACUCAGGAAGCUGCGGUUGCUGCCACUAGAAUAGUCUUGGGUGAACUUUCCAAUCCUCUUCUAGUGUUACCAGUUCAAGCAGCUCAAGCAAACGACUUUCCUCCACCCAAACAGCAAGCACCGGAAUUCGAUGGAAUAACUAAUUUGGUUGGAGCUGGUUACAAGGCAUACGAGGAUUCCGUUUUCGAAAAGCUUCAAAAGGCUGCAGCAAGAAACCAGAAAUGAGAUACAUAAGGGCUUUAGUAUGGAUGAUGCGUGGCUCUAGUUUCUCAUAGCCAAAACACGAAGGGCACUCUUCAUUCUCUUCAGGAUUACUGUGCCCCAGAAGAAGUGGUUUCUUUUCUGGAUCUGAUUCCGAAACGUUUUCAUCUUCAUGGGUACAAUUUACCAAUUUACUAACACCAUUACAUAAUCCUGACUAGCACAUGGUUGUAGUAACUUUGCAACAUGAAGUGAGGGGUUAGAUUGCUAUUCCAAAUAUCAGGCAUCCUUGUUAUUAGACCAUCUUGCUAGAUUGUUAAAAAUGUAUCCUUGCUAGAAGUUUACGACCACCUCACCAUAGUACCUACUACCUAGGAUGCUUUGUCUUCCUUUCCAUUGGCUUGUGGCUUUCUUGUCGGAGACCAACUGGCUAGCUGUUGCAACAAACCUUCAACUUGACACCACUUUUGGAACUGUUCCCUUUGUAUAUGAACUCGGCUUCGGUGGUUUGAGUUAAGAGUCUUGUCAUGAUGUACUAGAAUAGCUUAAAGAAUCUCUCUACCCCAUUUCAGUUGUCAUGCUUUGGUAGUGAUAGAACAUUGCGCCCUGUGGAUUUGAAAGAAAGCCUGGUGUUACUCCAACAGGGUUUUGGAAUCUUGUGCAGAAAAAAAGUUGGAAUGUGAAUGUUGUUGUUUGUUACUGCUGCUAGCUAGUAUAGUAAGCAAGCUACGCAGAGCACUAAACAGCAGGCUUUGAAGGCAGGCUCACUCCCACUCUCUCUGCCAAUAGUACUAUAGCAUUUGAAUGUCGAUGGAUGGGCAGUGAAAAGAGGUUGAAAAAGUUCAUCAAUUUUUUAUGUGUAAAAAGUGCAGCAGCCAAGCAGGGGAGCACGCACAGGUAAAGGGGAAUGCGCACUCAUUUGAAUAUGAAUUGCUGUGCAAAGGUGUGGUGUGCAGAAGCAACAAGGGUGGCUUUGUUUAUUUGUUGGUAAUGACAAACUUAGAAUUCUGUUUUUUUACUUCUAUGUGGAAAGUUGAAGGGAAGAGCUGUGGCAAUCUGGUGUCUCUCCUCUAAACUUUAUUACCAUUUAGGUCAAUUGAUGCACUUCAUCUGUUGAUAAUGGCCAACAACUUCUAACGAGA